Molecule: messenger RNA, 2439 nt
Organism: Varroa destructor (honeybee mite)
Lineage: Eukaryota; Metazoa; Arthropoda; Arachnida; Mesostigmata; Varroidae
Product: chymotrypsinogen B-like
Biological process (GO): proteolysis
Molecular function (GO): serine-type endopeptidase activity
Source: RefSeq, a predicted model, not a curated record
GGACUUCUGCCAUUAUGAGGUUACUGUUGUCAGCAAUUAUUGCCCUCCUUGCAGCGGCUGUUAUUCUGCCUGUUACUGCAGCAAGAAAUUGCGGCGUUCCGAACAUUGAGCCGGAGCUUACCGAUAUGAACAUUAUCGGCGGCCGGAUAGCGCGACCAGGUUCCUGGCCGUGGCACGUUGGACUUUACCGGAAGCGAUACCUUCAUACUACACGAUGGAACGAUAGCAGUCAGUUUUGUGCUGGUGCGUUAAUCGAUCAGAACACAGUUGUAACUAGCGCCCAUUGCUUAAUCUACCCUGCAGAAACAAUACAGGUCCACCUUGGUGCUCAUCUGCGCCUGACAAGAGACAAAGGUGAAGAGAUUAUUGACGUGCAACACUACUGCUCGUAUCCGACGUUCAACGGCGGGAACGUUGACGACAUUGGCAUCAUUAAACUGAAGAGGCCCGUCACCUACACCAAAACGAUUAGCCAAAUCUGUCUGCCCGACAAAAACGAUGAGAUACGCAUUAGCGAAGACGAGGUCUACGUCACGGGCUGGGGCCACACGUCGGGAUACCUGAGUCGUCAGCAGUCCAACGAACUUAAACAAGUGAAGCAACAUAUUAUCACAAAGGAGGAAUGCCGAACCAUGCGUUCCAUGAAUGUGGAUAAAGUGAUCUGUUCGAAGCAUGAUUUAGGAUCGACGUGCACUGGAGAUUCGGGUGGACCUGUCGUCUUGGAACGUAACGGCCAUUGGCAGCUGCAAGGUGUGGUGUCUGGCGGACCUCCAAUAUGUGGCACGCCUGAUUGGCCCAUGUACCACACCGAAUUAGCCAAGUACAGGGAUUAUAUCGAUAGGUACAGAGCAGCUCGAGAUCCUGUCAACACUCCAGGACUUUGCAAAUCUUAAGUGAAACUGAGCUUCAUCGUAGAACCUCUCGAUUCGAUAUUUGUCGCUAAAUAUAAGGGUAUAUAUAUGCGGAUCUAAAAAUUGAUGUUUAGCUAUGGGAUAGCUAUGAGAUUCUUGCUGUUCUUACAAAUACUCUCUGCCGCUCAUGUAAAAGGCGUACAUAGUGGUUGUUCGAGUUCACUUGGAUUAAAAAUCUAUCCCAUGCAUAAAUAGACGAAUAGAAACGAUGUACCAGUAAAAAUAUAAAAAGUGCUUUAAUUUCAUUCAAGGUAUAUUAAACAUCUACAAAAAAAAACUGCUACGACGUCAGUUCUACUGUCUCAUUUUAAAUGUCUAAAGGGUACUUUAUAACCAACGUGGCGAUAUAUAUUCUUAUUUAGCAGAAAGUGUUACUUGCCAUUGCCUGAUCUGGUCCGAUUAAACAUAUGGUUUACAUGUACAUAUGGAGCAGUGUUCCCAAAAAUACACUUCCGGGCCCCUGUUAUGACACUUGCCUUUAAAUAGAAAUAUGUUCUGUACUUUUCCCAGUAGCUAAAGGCACAUCGCACUCUGUACCCGACUAAUCCACUGUUGAAGCGUUUUCCAUCAGUAGCUUUUAUACUGAGACCCAAAUAGUAGGCUUAAUUAAUUCGGGCAGUAACAUAAUAACUGGCAUAAGGGACCAGUACGGUAUAACACGAGUGAACACCUCUGUUAUCUGAGUUAUCUGGACGUGGAUAUUUCCCAAGGGAAGGCUGGCCUCCAAACCUGAUCCCUUAUAGAUAAGUACGCUUUUAUUCUUGCUCGUAAUAGCUGCUAAUAGUCUUAUUUACAAAAACGUUAACUUAUUUUUGCCUGCGUGUCGUCAUUGGCAUUGUACGUUCAUUGAUGCCUUUUUGAGGGUCGUCGAAGGUAGCCUUCAAAAGCCUUUGUUAUCUUACAUCGCUACAGCAUGCGCGCAUUUUGAUACUUACGCUGAUAAUCUGCUGAGUGUAAAGUAGUCGCCAAACCUGCGUCAAUUCGCUGUCACCUGAAACACACUUGUUAACAUUACGGACCCCUUUUAAAAAAGGGGUUAAAUUAGAAAAAGGGUUUAUCGCACAUGCGGACAAUAUGAUUUCUCAACUCCCGUAAAUGAAAUCGAAUGUAAAUAAAAUGUUUAACAUAAGAUUUUUAAAUCUAGCGAUGACGGCGGCAGCGGACACUCAGACAAAUGUUAUCCUAACCUUUGGGUCUUGCCCCAUGGGAUACCUGCCAAACAGACGGUUCAAGUUGUACUUGAAAGAGUGUAAAUUUUUUUUACAUUACACAUGUUGAAACAUGUGUCCCGCAUUUGAGUAAUAACACUAAUUUUGGCGUGUAAUAUACCAGUGCAUAGUUUGAUAUUAGAUGCCCGUAUUGAAAGUUUUAACGAGUCUUUAUAAAGUUUUGCCAAGCAUUUUAGAUUAGGAAUCUCAAAGAAAGAUUUCUACUCCCAAACACUGAGUUUACCUUCAAACAGCCAUCAUACAUCUAUUCUCUUUUUCAGGUUAGGAUCAAUAAAAGCUAUACCUGCGUGUAAUUUGCA